AUGACCUCCCGCCUCGACCGAUUGGUCACAUUACUCGAGACUGGCAGUACUCAAUUAAUUCGAAACACUGCUGCUCAACAACUAGGAGAUGUGCAAAAGCAGCAUCCAGAUGAGCUCUUCAACCUGCUGGGCCGGAUUCUCCCCUAUCUCCGGUCAAAAUCAUGGGAUACUAGAACUGCCGCCGCCCGGGCCAUUGGCUUGAUCGUCUCCAAUGCUGAUGUAUAUGACCCAAAUGAAGAUGAUGGUCUGCAGAUCAAAUCGGCCGCAGAUGAAGAUGAAGUGGAGAUCAAGUCCGAGAUCAAAUCGGAAGAUCACACCCCGGCAGCCGAUGGGUUCCUCCAACUGGACACGCUAGACAUCGCCUCCAUCCUGAAAUACGGCAAACGACUUCUCGGUAGUGCCGGAAAAGAGUAUGAAUACUCGCUGGCUUCGAUGGACCCAGCAGCACGCCUCCAGCACCAGAAGAAGACUCUGAUGGGCCGACUAGGCCUAGCUGGCCAGUAUGUGGAAGAGGAACCGAUUGAUGUCAAGGAGCCGACUCCCAAGCCCGAGACACCAGCUCCAAAGAAGGAAGCUCCCGCUGCGGCAAUCUCCCGCGAAAACACCUUACAGGAUCUGGCAGCUCAGCGGCCAUCUUCGCCUGGCGAUACCGCAAAGGAUGAAUCGGGUUUGAGCAAACGCCAAUUGAACCAGCUCAAGCGGAAGAACAAGCAAAAUGCGAAGAUGGGCGCCAACAAAGUCCGCGUGGUAGACCUGUCUUCACGACGAACAUCGGAGAACGUCACCACUCCUGUGGCCACCCCUCAUCCUGUCAAAGCCGAGAAUGGCGACGAAAAGAAUGGCGACUCCAAGCCUGAUUAUUUCUCGCUUGAGCCAUCCGCGGAAGAUGAUGACUCCAAGCUUGUCACAGAAUUCAAGGGACCCAUCGCACCCGAAAAGCCCAUCAUUCAACCCGAAAUCGUCGACCAAGGCUCCGGAUGGCCUCUAGAAUGCAUGUGCGAAUUUCUGACAAUGGACAUCUUCGAUUCAAACUGGGAGGUCCGACACGGUGCAGCGAUGGCUCUUCGUGAGGUGGUUAGGGUUCAGGGUGCGGCAGCUGGUCGAGUCGAAGGUAAAAGCCGAGAGGAAAACGACUGCCUCAAUCGCCACUGGCUGAAUGACCUGGCUUGCAGGUUACUUUCUGUUCUCAUGCUGGACCGUUUUGGUGACUACAUUUCGGACAAUGUUGUUGCCCCAAUUCGAGAGACCGUCGGCCAGACCCUGGGUGCCCUUUUAUCUCAUUUGUCGCCCAAGGCCGUACGCCAAGUAUACCGAUGCCUUUAUCGGAUCAUCAUGCAGACUGACCUUGGUCUUGAACGACCAGUAUGGGAAGUCUGCCAUGGCGGUAUGAUCGGUCUACGGUACUUAGUUGCAGUACGAAAAGAUCUACUGGUCAAAGACUCCGGCAUGAUGGAUGGUGUUCUCGAGGCUGUGAUGAAGGGCCUGGCAGACUUCGACGACGAUGUGCGGGCUGUGAGCGCCGCAACUCUUGUCCCGAUCGCGGAAGAGUUUGUGACAUCACGGACUGCCACUCUUGGUCCGCUCAUGAACAUUGUUUGGGAUUGUCUAUCCAAUCUGCAAGACGAUCUUAGCGCCAGUACCGGAUCCGUCAUGGAUCUCCUAGCCAAGUUGUGUACCUUCAACCAAGUGUUGGACGCAAUGAAGGCAAACGCCGCGGAUGACCCUGAAGCUUCAUUCGGCAAAUUGGUUCCUCGCCUAUAUCCUUUCCUGCGACACACCAUUACCAGCGUUCGCUCUGCGGUCCUCCGUGCUCUCAUGACCUUCUUGAAGCUGGAGGGAGAGGGAAGUACAGACUGGGUGGAUGGCAAGGCUCUUCGUUUGAUCUUUCAGAAUCUGCUGGUAGAGCGUAAUGAGGGUGUUCUUAAGCUUUCUCUCCAAGUAUGGUCUGAACUGCUGAAGGCAAUUGACAACCGUGGUGCUUUUACCUCAGACCAAGAACUUCCAAGCGCUGUUCAGCCUCUUAUCACUCUAACACUGGGCGCGUUUGGUGUCCCCCGUUUCCCUAUUCCCAUGAACGCUACGCUCUUUAUCAAACCUUCUGGCGUACCAUUCGCCACCACUCCUGUCCCACCUCCUGCCAAAUCAUCACCACCAGCUCCCACUCCCGGCGGUGCCGAAGCCUCCAAACCCGGUCGCAGACGCAAGUCGGAGAAAAAGGAAGCACCGACGCUGCCUUCAGCUCACAAUGUUGAUGGACACAUGUUGUCGGGAGACAUCGAUCUCGUCGGUGCAGACACUAUGCUAAGAUCCAAGAUUUAUGCUUCAAAGGCGCUGGGCGAGUUGCUGAGUGUGUGGGAUAAGCACGGUCUUCAAAGUUUCUGGCCAGAGAUUUUGGAUGGCCUCAAUCUCCCAGCUUCAACAUCUCAGCUUGCCUCAGCCAUGGUCAUGGAAGAGUAUGCUCGUCUUUCUGGACCAGAGAGCAAGCACACUUCUUCCCUAUGCGAAAAGCUUUGCCCAAUCGUCGAAGGCGAACGUCCGUCAUGGUACUCGGAUAUUUCGUGCUAUCUAGCAGUUGCGCGCGCGCAGUGCCACUCGCUGCUUAAUACUUUCCGGGACCACGCGCAUGUUCCACCAUCUAGACUACCAACACUGGCCGUCGUUGUCCAGGGCGAUGCUGAGGCGGGGCCGAACGCAUUCUGUCUGGCAGAUGCCGAGAAGAUCGUUGGUCCCGAUUUUGAUCGCCUAAAGAAGAACCUGACCCCAGCGCAGCGUAUCACUGCCACCCAGGUUCUGAACGACACGCGUGCCACGGCGCAAUCUGCUGUUAACGAGGCAAACCUGAUCAGAGAACAGCGGGACAUGCGCGUUGUGGCAGCCGCUGCUGGUGCACUCGUCGCCCUGCGGGAUAUUCCCAAGCGACCUGGUCACAUUAUCAAGGGCAUGAUGGACAGCGUUAAGAAAGAGGAGAACUUUGAGCUCCAGCAACGUUCCGCAACAGCGGUUGCAAGCCUCAUUGAGCACUACACAGCGGCCACCAAACGUGGACCAGUUGAUAAGAUUAUUAGCAACUUGGUCAAAUAUUGCUGUGUGGAUACAUCCGAGACACCUGAAUUCCCCCACAAUGCUCAACUGGAGCAAUCCAUCUUGUCACUUCGGAAGGAGGAAGACCGACGAGACCACCCAGAUGCUGCCAAGUUCGAGCGGGAGGCUAAAGAGGCCAGGAUCAUGCGCCGUGGUGCAAAGGAUGCACUGGAACAGUUGGCCGUAAAGUUCGGUGCCGACCUCCUGGAGAAGGUGCCCAACCUUGCAUCAGUGGUCGAGCAACCGCUGAAGACUGCCCUUGAGGGUGAUUUGCCUGAGGAUAUCACCAACUCAGAGAACGAGCUUGGCCAGGAAAUCGUCGAUGGGCUGUCUACAUUACGGGCUCUUCUUCCCAAGUUCGACCCCGGUCUGUAUUCUUGGGUUGUCGGUCUCAUGCCAAUUAUCGCGAGAGCUCUGCAAUGUCGUCUUUCGGUGAUUCGCUACGCCGCCGCAAAGUGCUUCGCUACCAUCUGCAGCGUUAUUACCGUGGAUGGCAUGACAAUGUUGGUGGAGAAAGUGUUGCCGACGAUCAAUCACCAGUUGGAUGUUCACCACCGACAAGGUGCUAUCGAGUGCAUUUACCAUCUUAUACAUGUGAUGGAAGAUGGAAUUCUACCCUAUGUCAUCUUCCUCGUUGUUCCCGUACUGGGUCGCAUGAGUGACUCCGACAAUGAUGUCCGUCUCCUGGCAACUACCUCAUUUGCAACCCUCGUCAAGUUGGUGCCUCUCGAGGCCGGUAUUCCAGACCCCCCUGGUUUCUCUGAGGAGCUGCUCAAGGGCCGUGACCGAGAGAGGAAGUUCAUGGCCCAGAUGCUGGAUGCACGCAAGGUGGAGGCAUUUGAAAUCCCAGUCGCCAUCAAGGCUGAGCUUCGACCUUACCAGCAAGAUGGUGUUAACUGGCUCGCCUUCCUUAACCGGUAUAAUCUCCACGGUAUUCUUUGCGACGACAUGGGCCUUGGAAAGACUCUUCAGACCAUUUGCAUUGUCGCCAGUGAUCACCACAUUCGAGCGGAGGAGUUUGCCAAAAGUCAAGCUCCGGAUUCUCGCAAGCUUCCGUCCUUGAUUAUCUGCCCGCCCUCGCUCUCUGGACAUUGGCAGCAAGAAGUCAAGCAAUAUGCUCCAUUCCUCAAGUGCAUUGCCUACGUCGGUCCUCCGGCGGAACGAGCAAGGCUCCAGGCCCAAAUUGCCUCGUCAGAUAUUGUCGUCACAUCCUACGACGUCUGCCGCAACGACAAUGAUGUCGUCAACCCGAUCAACUGGAACUACUGUGUUCUUGACGAAGGUCAUCUGAUCAAAAACCCCAAGGCAAAGAUCACGACUUCAGUCAAGAGGCUGCUCAGUAACCACCGCUUGAUCCUUUCUGGCACACCUAUUCAGAAUAAUGUUCUUGAGCUCUGGUCUCUGUUUGACUUCUUGAUGCCUGGUUUCCUGGGUACCGAGAAGGUCUUCCUGGACCGUUUCGCCAAGCCUAUCGCAGCCAGUCGCUUUAGCAAAUCCUCGUCCAAGGAACAGGAGGCUGGUGCUUUGGCCAUUGAAGCCUUGCACAAACAGGUGCUGCCAUUCUUGCUCCGUCGUCUGAAGGAAGAGGUGUUGAACGACUUGCCUCCGAAGAUUAUCCAGAACUACUACUGCGACCCAAGUGACUUGCAGAAGAAACUCUUCGAAGACUUUACUAAGAAGGAACAAAAAGAGUUGCAAGACAAGGUGGGCAGUGGAGAGCGUUCCGACAAGGAGCACAUCUUCCAAGCUCUGCAGUACAUGCGUCGUCUGUGCAACUCGCCUGCACUGGUUGUCAAAGAAGGCCAUAAGCAGUACAACGAAGUUCAGACCUUCUUGACUAACAAGCGCUCGAAUAUCAGGGAUGUCUCACACGCUCCCAAGCUUACUGCCCUCCGUGACCUUCUCGUCGACUGCGGCAUUGGCCUUGAUCACUCAGCCGAGGGCGAGCUGGAUACAGGUGCCAGCUACGUCAGCCCACACCGUGCUCUUGUCUUUUGUCAAAUGAAGGAGAUGCUGGAUAUUGUUCAGAAUGACGUGCUUAAGAAGCUACUUCCAUCCGUCCAAUACUUGCGCCUUGAUGGUGGUGUCGAGGCUACUAAGCGUCAAGACAUUGUCAAUCGUUUCAACACCGAUCCCAGUUAUGAUGUGCUCCUUCUGACCACUAGCGUUGGUGGAUUGGGUCUCAAUUUGACUGGAGCCGAUACCGUCAUCUUCGUCGAGCAUGACUGGAACCCGCAGAAGGAUAUCCAGGCCAUGGAUCGCGCUCAUCGUAUCGGUCAGAAGAAGGUCGUUAACGUGUACCGCCUGAUCACGAGAGGUACCCUGGAGGAGAAGAUCUUGAACCUACAACGAUUCAAGAUAGACGUCGCCUCAACAGUAGUCAAUCAACAAAACGCUGGCCUAGGCACAAUGGAUACAGACCAGUUACUAGACCUCUUCAGUCUCAGCGAAACAGCAGAAACGGCCGAGAAACCUGGCGAACAAGCCGGCAACGAAGUCGACAUGGUUGACAUAGACGGCGAAGUCAAGGAGAAGGGCAAGAAGGGCUGGCUCGACGACUUAGGCGAACUUUGGGACGACCGCCAGUACCAGGAGGAAUACAACCUGGAUUCAUUCCUGGAGACGAUGAAAGGUUGA
Penicillium atrosanguineum is the source of this 5718-nucleotide messenger RNA. Its product is annotated as DNA-binding ATPase. The transcript has 4 exons. Lineage: Eukaryota; Fungi; Ascomycota; Eurotiomycetes; Eurotiales; Aspergillaceae. The coding region runs from base 1 to 5718 and encodes 1905 amino acids. The record is from RefSeq and is a predicted model, not a curated record. Gene Ontology annotation, molecular function: TBP-class protein binding; ATP hydrolysis activity; DNA binding.